UCUCGCAGUCUCACACGCGCACACACAGACAGAUACAGGGGCGCGCGCGCGCUCAACGCAGUGGGAAUUAUAAUUGUAACCGGGCUGAUAUCGACUUGGAUGAGGGAUUUUCCUGCUGCUUUGGUCCCGUUUAUUCCCUGGGAAUAAUCGCAGUUUGUGGAUUAUGUGACUGGGUGCGUUUGAUUUUGACUCCCGCCUGCAGCUGAGUCCGGUUUGGUGUUUAAUUUUUUAUUUUUUUGGGGAGGAAUGAAUCAGAUCUGGACACAAGGUGAAGGAGCUGCACUCCGAGCCCAGACCGCCUCCUCGCCUCCUGCUGCGGACCCUCCGGCCUCUCUGAUUGGCUCUCCUGCACGGCUCCUCGUGAUUGGACGAUUCUGAAUUCAAGGUGUCGUCACUCUGCUCUGCUUCACCAGGGCCUCUGAGGGGGUUCCCCCCGCCCGCCUCCUGACUUCCUGUUGACUUCCUGAACUGCAGAGAGCGCUUCCUCUCCACUCUGUCCCCUGAUUGGAGGCCUCACCUGUCCGUCACAGCAGAUUUCACACGCCGACGCCCGCCAUGACCUGCUGACAUCACCGCCACAGCCGCGCCCCCCCCCCUCCUCUCCCCGCCCCUUCCUCCUGCAAAAUGGCCCCACCUGAUUGGCUGUCUCCGCGGCGGCCACCGCUGGCGCUGCUGACGCUGGUUUCCUGUUUCCUGUGUGCGUGCGGCUCGGCCACGCCCUUCCCCAAGGACCUGGAGCCAAUCAGCGUGGUCGGCUGGGAGCACUCGUACCUGUACCCGAGCUUCCAGGGUUUGCUUCAAGACAACGACACGGUCCGGCUCGGGCUGGACUUCCAGAGGAUGCUACGCAUCAACCACAUGCUCUACAUCGCCGCCAGGGAUCACGUGUUUGCGGUGAACCUGACGACGGCCUCGGAGCAGUUUGUCCCUCAGCUGAAGCUCACCUGGAGGUCCAGAGACGUCAGCAAGUGCACCGUCAGAGGCAAGAACAGCGACGAGUGCUACAACUACGUCAAAGUGCUGGUUCCCCGAAACGACGAGACUCUGUUCGCCUGCGGCACCAACGCCUUCAACCCCACCUGCCGCAACUACAAGAUGAACACUCUGGAGCAGGUUGGGGAGGAGCUGGUUGGUCAGGCUCGCUGUCCCUUUGAGUCUGGUCAGUCCAACGUCGGCCUGUUUGCUGGAGGGGAUUUCUACUCGGCCACCAUGACGGACUUCCUGGCGAGCGACGCUGUGAUCUACCGCAGCCUCGGAGAGGGCCGGCCCGUCCUCAGGACCGUCAAGUACGACUCCAAGUGGCUCCGAGAGCCUCACUUCCUUCACGCUAUCGACUACGGCAACUACGUCUAUUUUUUCCUCAGUGAGAUCGCUGUGGAGUACACCGCCCUGGGCAAGGUCGUGUUCUCCCGGGUCGCCCGGGUCUGUAAGAACGAUAACGGCGGUUCUCCGCGGGUUCUGGAGCGAUACUGGACUUCCUUCCUCAAGGCUCGGUUAAACUGCUCAGUUCCUGGUGAUUCGUUCUUCUACUUUGACGUCCUGCAGUCGCUCACCAACGUGCUGCAGAUCAACCAGAGACCCGCCGUGGUGGGAGUGUUCACCACACAGGCCAACAGCAUCCCCGGCUCGGCCGUGUGCGCCUUCUACAUGGACGACAUCGAGAAGGUUUUCAACGGGAAGUUCAAGGAGCAGAGGACCAGCGACUCGUCGUGGACGCCGGUUCCUGACGAGCAGGUCCCCCGGCCGAGACCCGGCUCGUGCGCUGGCGACGGCCCGGCGUCGGACUACAAGUCGUCGGUUCAGUUCCCGGACGACACGCUGACGUUCAUCAAGUCGUACCCGCUGAUGGACGAGGCCGUUCCCUCCGUCAACGACCGACCCUGCUUCACCAGGACGUCCAGCAGGGCCAAGCUGACGCAGAUCGUGGUGGACGUCUCGGCGGGGCCCUUCAAGGACCGGACCGUCAUGUUCCUGGGUUCGGACGACGGCCGGGUGCUGAAGGUUCUGGCCAACACGCAUCCCAACGACAGCUUCGGCUCCCAGCUGCUGGAGGACAUCGACGUCUACAACCCGUCCAAGUGUAACGUGCAGGGGCAGGAGGACAGGAGGGUCCUGGGACUGGAGCUGGAUAAGGACCAUCAUGCCUUGUUCGUGGCCUUCAGCAGCUGCGUGAUCCGGGUGCCGCUGAGCCGCUGCACGCAACACGGCGCCUGCAAAAAGGCCUGCCUGUCCUCUCGUGACCCAUACUGCAUCUGGCUGCGGACCGGGACGUGUGCCAACAUGGCGCCGGGUUUCAAGUCGGGGUUUGAGCAGGACAUUGAAGGCGAUCACUCUGUGGACUUGGACAGCUGCCACGCCGACGUCUUGGCCACGACGCGAAACCAAGACUCUGCAGCCGACUCUGCUUACGGUGUCCGCCGCCUCCCCGACAUGGAGCAGCGCUCGGCGGCCAGCGUCCACUACACGCUGCUGAUCGCCUGCGUGCUGGUGGCCUUCUUCCUGGGCGCCAUCCUGUCGGGCUUCCUGGUGUCGUGCUACUGCAGCCGCAGCGCCGCCCAGCGCGCCCGCCGCCUCGGCAAAGACCCCGAGGCCUCGCUGCCGCACGCCCUGUCGCUGCGCUCGCUCGCCAAGCUCAACGGCCUGCUGGACGCUCCGCCCAAGGAGGACAAGCUGGACGUCUCCACCCCCAAGAUGUACAGCUCCUUCAUCCCGAACGGGCGAGGGGAGCCGCACCUGCACACCCCGGGCCACCAGGGCCUCCCGCUGGGCGACCCCGACCUCAGCCUGUCCCAGGGUGACGGCGAGCUGUCGGGCCUGCCCACGCCCGACUCCACCCCCGAGCUGCCCAUCAAGAACAUGAAGGCCUUCAGGAGCCACCCGUACGAGAGGAACCAGAACUGCAACAACGGGCUGGACGCGUCGGGGCCGAGCGGCUCCGGGGCCGGGCCGGGCUUCAUGGCCGUCGUGGGGAACUCCCUGUCCCAGCCGGUCUUCCCCUUCGCUCAUCACCACGGCAACGGCCUGAGCAACGGUGCGGCGCACGGAGCGGGAGCCUCCUCCUCCUCGCUGCACCUCCCCGAGGAGAGGAAGAUCUCGAACGAGGAGCGAGCGGCGGCGGCGGCGGGCGGCGGGGGGCUCGGAGGCGGCGGCGGCGGCGUCCCGCAUCACCACCACUCGCAGCAGUCGCUCCCCCAGACGGUCGUGGACGUGUCGGCGCUGGACGAGCUGCUCAAACACAUCCACGAGGUCAGCGCCUCGGGCAGCGGCGGCAUCAAGGUCCUCACCUCCACCUCCUCCUCCUCCCUGUUCCCCGGACCCUCCUCCUCCUCCUCCUCGGGGGGGCACCACCACCACCACCACCACCACCACCACAAUCAGACUCGAACCCACCACUACAACCACAGCCAUCACCAUAGCAACCACCACAACAACAACAACAGCGGCGGCGGCGGCGGCGGCGGUCACCAUCACCACCAGCAGCCCCAGAUCCCCGAGGUGGAGUCGGCUCCGUACUACAGCACCUCCACGCUGCCCCGGGACGGCCUGCCCAAACGCCUCGACGUCCCGACUCAAAACUCCACCUCCUCCUCCUCCUCGUCCUCGUCCUCCUCCCACAACCCCACCUCCUCCACCUCCAUCGCCUCCUCCUCUUCCUCCUCCUCCACGCCGCUGCAGCAGCAGGUCAUCCCGGAGCGGCCCGGCGGCGGGGGCGGCGGCGGCGGCAUCACCGUGACGCGCCACCACUCCCAGCGACACUCCCUCAUCAAGAUGGGCAGCGGGGGCGCCGUGCCGCGUCACCACAGCUUCAACCACAGGGGGGCGCCACCCACUCACUUCCUGGCCAGGAUGAACACCAACAGCAGCAGCAACGGCCCCCCGGGGGCGGGCGGGGCGCAUGACGGGAACGGCGGCGGCGGCGGCGACGGCGGCGGCGAGGCGGAGCGGCCGCUGAUCGGCAGCGCCUGCCUGACGCGGCAGCACAGCUACAGCGAGCCGCCGCACGUCCAGCGGUCGGCCAUCGUGCGGCGGACGGCCUCGCUGAAGCCGCAGCUCCCGCCCAAACCGCUGUUCCUCCCCAACACAGCGACGUCGCCGGUAUCGCAGGCGGGGAAAUACGACUACUGA
Messenger RNA from Myripristis murdjan (pinecone soldierfish), 4125 nucleotides. Its product is annotated as semaphorin-6D-like. The coding region runs from base 625 to 4125 and encodes 1166 amino acids. The record is from RefSeq and is a predicted model, not a curated record. Gene Ontology annotation, molecular function: chemorepellent activity; semaphorin receptor binding. Gene Ontology annotation, biological process: neural crest cell migration; axon guidance; positive regulation of cell migration. Gene Ontology annotation, cellular component: plasma membrane. The transcript is spliced from 24 exons. NCBI's taxonomy places the organism in Eukaryota, Metazoa, Chordata, Actinopteri, Holocentriformes, Holocentridae.